GCACCAAAGGGCAGCGAAUGCGACCCGGAAGCGGAAGCGGCCGAGUUCUAUGAUGGCUGCACAUCAGUCGCUACUUUCUAGUUGCAGACGGCUGGUGGCUGGUUUCUUGUGGGGCGGCUGGGCUAAGGCUCCGUCCCGCGGGCUUCGGCAGGUCAUAGAAACUACCGAAGGGAGCACCACUGUUAUUGAAGGCAAAAUUUUAGAUGAUGUGGAAGCCCAAGUUCCUCCAAAUCCUUCUGGUCAGUGUCCAAUUUGUCGCUGGAACCUGAAGCACAAAUACACGUAUGAGGAUGUGUUACUUCUAAGUCAAUUCAUACGAAGUGAUGGAGGUAUGCUGCCUCGGAGGAUCACAGGCCUUUGCUUCAAAGAGCACAUGAAAAUUGCUAUCUGUGUGCAAAUGGCUCAUCGAGCAGGUUUACUACCAAAUCAUAGGCCUCCACUUCCAGAAGGAGUUUUUCCUAGGAAGAAACUCAACAGGUAUCUUACCCGGUACUCUGUCGGUUCUGUAAAGCCCAUCUGGAACAAAGGCCGCAAGUGGUGCAAAGUCCCCAUGCCGAUAUCACACCCCAUACUCAAAGAUAACAUUUAUUAUGGACGCAAGCCGCCUUCUUUUAAUCAUUAAGGUGAAAUGACAUUUGUUUGAACAGUGGAACAUAACUGGUCUGCUUUUCCUGAAGUUUAUUUCCAGUAUUUUGAUUUUAGUGCUUUCUACAUAGGAACAGGCUUGUGUAGUUUCCCUGUUGCAGUGAGAUAUGAUGCCUGUUGCUUUAAUUUUUUUUUUUUAUGGAACCAGCCCUGAGCCUGCUUCAUGGGGAGGGUGGGAUAUAAGUAGAAUAAAAUAAAGAAAUAAAUUGAGAUUAA
This is a messenger RNA of Heteronotia binoei (common prickly gecko), 861 nucleotides long. RefSeq names its product mitochondrial ribosomal protein S18A (gene MRPS18A). Gene Ontology annotation, molecular function: small ribosomal subunit rRNA binding; structural constituent of ribosome. NCBI's taxonomy places the organism in Eukaryota, Metazoa, Chordata, Lepidosauria, Squamata, Gekkonidae. The coding region runs from base 50 to 622 and encodes 190 amino acids. Gene Ontology annotation, biological process: mitochondrial translation. Gene Ontology annotation, cellular component: mitochondrial small ribosomal subunit; ribosome. The record is from RefSeq and is a predicted model, not a curated record. The transcript has 6 exons.